Molecule: messenger RNA, 1674 nt
Organism: Fusarium venenatum
Lineage: Eukaryota; Fungi; Ascomycota; Sordariomycetes; Hypocreales; Nectriaceae
Source: RefSeq, a predicted model, not a curated record
AUGUCCGAGACAUCACCAUUGCUCCAGCCCGGCGCCGAGGCCGCAGCCUAUGGAACGCGAUCAUCCACCUCACCCGAAUCGAGCCCCCAAGGAGAAGAGAGGACAAUCAUCAACAAAGACCUACCCUUCGCCCGCCUAGCAGUUAUCCUAACAACAGCCUGGCUCGGCGUAUUCCUCGGCGCCGCCGACACAACAGUAAUCGCAACCCUCUCCGCCCAGAUCUCAAGCGAAUUCAAUUCCCUUAGUCUCCUCUCCUGGCUUGCAACAGCCUACCUGAUAGGCAACGCCGCCAGUCAACCCAUUUCAGGUCGUCUAACAGACAUAUUCGGUCGUGGCCCUGGUUUGGUGUUCUGUAACCUCGCCUUUGCAACCGGCAACCUUCUAUGUGGAUUAGCUACUAGCCAGCAUGCUAUGAUACUGGGAAGAGUGGUCGCUGGUGUAGGCGGUGGGGGUUUGAUGAGUAUUUCCAUGUUCCUGGGUUCGGAUCUUAUACCGCUUAGGAAACGCGCUCUCGUGGGUGGCGUUGCGAAUCUUUGGUAUGGAGCUGGGACUAUGGUUGGUGCUGUUUUUGGUGGGAUGCUGGGUGAUUAUAGUGACAUUGGCUGGAGAGUUGCGUUUCUUGUUCAGAUCGUUCCGUCUUUGGUCUCUGCUGUCAUUGCGUAUGUCAUGAUUAAGGUACCACCAAAACAAUCCGACAAGUCGUACAUCAAGCGUAUCGAUUUUGGUGGUGUUUUCCUGGUCACUGCCUUCCUGGCAAGUCUCGUCCUUGGUCUCAGCAUGGGAGGCAACAUCGUGCCUUGGUCGCAUCCUCUGCCAAUCACGGCAAUUGUAAUAGCAGUAUGCUUAUUUAUUGCCUUCAUCUGCUGCGAGCUCAGGGUCUCCCAGCCGAUCAUUCCCGUCAAGCUUUUACUUAACCGCACCGUCCUGGCUACAUGCUUUGCUAGUGCGUUUUGCGCAGCAAUCAGCCUGACGAGCAUUUUCUACAUACCGCUUUACCUGCAAGCACGCGGAGACUCAGCCACGGAUGCCGGACUCAAAAUUAUGCCUUCAUCUCUUGGACUAAUCGGACCACUACCGCUCGGGUACUUGAUGAAGAAGACAGGGAAGUACGUUGGGAUCGUGGUCAGUAGUAUUGUCACGAUGAUUGUGGGCGCAAUCAUAUUUACACUUCAAGACGAUGCAAGUCCAACCUGGAUGACGUGUUUAGCAUUCUUCAGUCUCAGUCUUGGUUACAAUACCGCUUUUAGCAUUACACAGGUUGCUUGCCUCGCAGCCGUGGAGCAUUCGCAACUGGCUAUGGUCACAUCAACAAUUAGUAUGACUUCAUCGAUGUGGGAUACGAAUUGUGCUAACUGUCUCUUAGUGUUAGCUCGAAGUCUCGGAAGCACCAUCGGAAUCACAAUCGCCUCUGUUGUUUACCAGCAUAGCUUGACGAGCGGCCUUUGGGCUCGAUUCGGCGACUACCCGAAUGCUGUCGAAGAGAUACAGCGAAUCCGUGACGACCUUACCGAGCUGAAGCGACUCCCAAGCGGGUGGCAUGAAGGUGCUAUCAAGUCGUUAAUGGUAGCAUUUGAGCAUGUUUGGAUCUUGUUACUUGCAUGGGCUGUAUUGGCGUUGGUCAGUAUCACUCCUAUCAAGCAACACAAACUAUACUCUACACUGGAGCGGGAAUGA